CAUGUUCAAAUAAGAAUCCGAAAAAUAAAUGACAGGAAACCCGCGUCGUUGAUUGCUUGUAGUUUUACAUUCUGGAUGAAAACAUGAAGUGCAGUCGUCCCUGGGAAUCUGAGAGGCGGAAGGAGAUGUUUCCCCGACACAUUUGCAUUAAAAUUCAACAAGCGGCAGGCUCCGUGAGAGGUUAGAUUAUUGGCGGACAGACACACACACACACACACACACACACACACACACAGCUGGUGUGCCUUCCUCCAGCAGAGACUGACAGAAGCGGUCUAAGCUGUGAGCGCUCAUCACUCCUCCUCUCCUCCUCCUCCUCCUCUCUCCUCCGCCGGCGCGUCUUUUCGGCUGCAGUUGACAUCAAAACUUUGAAGAGGUGAGAAGCGAACAUCGAGACAUAAUCACCACUGACAGCGCGCACCAACACAGAUAAAGCGGUGGCAGGAAAAGCGCAAACCAAGUCCGAGUAAAGCAGCGGCGCCGGGAGAAAGAGGGAGCUAUGCCAUCUCCCGCCGAGCAGAGCCCAGUCCUCCUGUGUUGUGCGUCGGAGCUGCAGCAUGGUGUCUCUCUCUGGACUCUGGACCUACUGCCUCGCCCCCGGGAGACCUCAUCUCCUCCUCCUCUGUACCAGACCGCUUCUGCUGCUGCUCCUCUUCUUCUUCUUCGCCGUCUCCUCCACCCCCGAGUCCUGCUUCCCGCACCCGCUGCCCUGCCACAUCCUCGCCCGGAUAGGACACACCGUGCGCCUCGGUGCGCUCUUGCCGUCCCGGCAGCCGGUACGGAUACAAAACGCGCUCAACCGCGCCCUGGCGAGCCUCCGGCACCAGACCGGAGGUGCGGACUCGUCCACGACUACUCCCCAAACACCCCCGCUGCUCCCCUACAACCUGAGCCUGGAGAUGGUGGCUCGGUCGCCCGCGGGAGGAGACCCGGAGUCGUUGUCCCGUAGCGCAUGCCACGAUCUGGUGGUUAGGGGGGUGUCCGCUGUGCUCGCCUUUCCCCGCUCCAGGGAGGAGCUGAUCCAGGUGGAGUUCCUCUCCUCUUUUCUGGAGAUCCCCUUCAUCUCCAUCCUGGAGGACACAGAGCCCCUUGUGACCAAGAACCAAUUCCACCUGCAGAUGUCAGCCCGUGUGCCUCCAUCCACCCUGGGCAGCCUGCUGCUGACCGUCCUGCAGGGAGGACAAGAGGACAGAGACCGAGGGAGCCAGAGGGAAGGGAGCUGGGGAGGAGCAGCUGUGAUGUGUCCUGGGUGGGAGGAAGGAGGUGACGGGUUGCUGUCGCACCUGCAGAGACACAAUGGUUCUACGUGGCAUUUGUGGGACAUCAUCAACCUGACACACAUCACGGGGGGCGGGGAAAGAAGGGGGGAGGCCAGCGAGGAGAGGAGGGAGGAUCAGAUGGAAGAGGAGGCAUUGAAGAUUCUCUCCACUCGUUUCCUGCGCUCCCCCUCUCCCAUCUCCACCGUUCUCCUCCUGGGCUCUGACCCCGAGUGCCUCUCCUCUGUCCUGCGGGUCGCUCAGCGCCUCCAUCCAUCACUUCCAGCGCUGCAGUGGAUCAUGGGAUACCCCCUGUCUCCAGAUUCGCUGCACACUCUAGGAGGCCCCCUUGGACUGCUGGCCUAUGGGGAGGUUGGCCGCAAGCCAAUCAGUUUCUACAUUCGGGAUGCUUUGCAGCUGAUUGGCCGAGCAGUCACUGCGGCAACCAUGGUGAGGCCGGACUUGGCGCUGGUCCAGAAUACGGUGAACUGUUAUGACAAGCCAAACGUCCAUGAGCUGCCGUCUUCGGGACAGUAUCUUGCCAGAUUUCUCUCCAACACUUCGUUCACUGGAGCCACAGGCCUGAUCCAGGUGGACUCCGGUCUCUCUCGGAUCCUCUCCUCCCAGCUGUUCCACGUGUGGAGUCUGAAGAGGGGAGCUUUGGGCCAGCCGGCGUGGGUCACCGUGGGCCAGUGGACUCGGGGCCGACUGGAGCUAGAGGGAGGGAUCUUGGGGCUGGUGGGAGGAUUCGGGAGCAGCCAAGGGCAAGGUCUUGGGGCGGGCGUGAGAGGAGGCGAUGGCCAGGGCGACAGUAACACCGGAGGACGCUGGAGACCGGGACUGUCCGUCGAGGGACACCGCCUGCGCGUGGUAACGCUGGUGGAACACCCGUUUGUUUUCACACGCGAGGUGGACGAGGAUGGACUGUGUCCAGCUGGUCAGCUCUGUCUGGACCCCAGAACCAACCGGUCUGACGUCAUCAACAGCCUCUUCAACCAGCUGCACAACCCGAACGCUACAACUGCAGACUGGGAGGGCAUCGACCUGCCGGAGGACCUCAGGAAGUGUUGCUAUGGCUACUGCAUUGACUUGCUGGAAAAGCUGGCCGAAGACAUGGGCUUCACCUUCGACCUCUACAUUGUUGGGGACGGGAAGUACGGCGCGUUCAGCGGGACCGGGCGCUGGACGGGGCUGGUCGGGGACCUGCAGAGCGGAGCGGCUGACAUGGCGGUCACGUCGUUUUCCAUCAAUUCGGCCAGGAGUAGAGUCAUCGAUUUCACCUCGCCCUUCUACUCCACCAGCCUGGGCAUCCUGGUUCGUAGCCGGGAUACUGCGGCUCCCAUCGGCGCCUUCAUGUGGCCUCUCCACUGGUCCAUGUGGGUGGGCAUCUUUGUCACGCUGCACCUCACCGCGCUCUUCCUCACGCUGUACGAGUGGAACAGCCCCUUUGGCAUGACACCGCACGGCAGGAACCGGCUCCGCGUGUUCUCCUACUCCUCUGCCCUCAACCUCUGCUAUGCCAUACUCUUUGGACGCACCGUUGCCACCAAGACUCCGAAAUGUUGGACCGGCCGCUUCCUGAUGAACCUCUGGGCCAUCUUCUGCCUGCUGGUGCUGUCCAGUUACACCGCCAACCUCGCUGCUGUCAUGGUUGGGGAGAAGACCUUUGAGCAGGUCUCAGGGAUCCACGACGAGAAGCUACACCACCCUUCCCUGGGCUUUCGUUUUGGCACGGUGAGGGAGAGCAGCGCUGAAGAUUACAUGAAGAAGAGUUUCCCGGAGAUGCACGACUACAUGCGGCGCUUCAACCAGCCCACCACCCCAGAUGGGGUACAUAUGUUAAAGACAGAUCCUCCUACCCUGGAUGCAUUCAUCAUGGACAAAGCACUGCUGGACUUUGAGGUCUCCAUUGACGCAGAGUGCAAGCUGCUCACUGUGGGGAAGCCGUUUGCCAUUGAAGGCUAUGGGAUCGGCCUGCCUCAGGGCUCUCCUCUAACCCGCAAUAUGUCAGAGUUCGUGAGUCGCUACAAGUCUGACGGUUUCAUGGACAUGCUGCAUGACAAAUGGUAUAAGGUUGUGCCCUGCGGGAAGCGAGUCUUUGCCGUCACUGAGACUCUGCAGAUGGGGAUCCAGCAUUUUUCAGGCCUCUUUGUGCUGCUGUGUAUGGGGGUGGGAGGAGCCUUGCUGACCUUGGCGGGUGAACACACCUUCUAUCACCUGGUGCUGCCUCGGCUUCGCCGUGCGCACACGCUGCGGUACUGGCUGCACACUAGCCAGAAAAUUCACAGAGCCCUCCACACCACGUAUGAGGACGUGGGCAAGGAGCUGACCGGCCUCGACCAAAACCCUUCCUCUUGUAUCUCGGAGAACUGCACCCUACACAGGAAACAGCAUCAGCCUCCUCCCUCGUCACCUUCCACAUCCCUCCCUGCUUCCUCAACAGCUGGAGGCACCAACAACUCCUCACCAUCCCAUGAGCCGAAGGAGAAACGUGUGCACUUUGACCUCGACACCCUGCACAGCUACCGUCUGCGCACGCACACGGCGUCAGUGCGCGGCAGGCCUGGGAUGGUCGGCCUUCCCGGUCUUGGUUUGGGAGGACUGGGGCUGGGCAGCCUUGGAAGUUUUGGCUCCCCACCACAGAUUAGCCUCCAUGUCAAUGGGGGCCCUGUCUCAGCACUGGCUUCCACAGGCUUGGUGCUUUCUCCCGUGGGGAACAGAGCUGCGCAGACCAGCCUGUGGGAGGGCGAGCUCCAGGAGCUCCAGGGGAAGAUCGAGAUAUUCCGCACCCAGCUGAGAGAGGCUCUGGCCAGGAGAGCGGAGAUCCAGAGCAGCCUGGAGCGAGAGAGGAGCGGGUUUGUACGCAGGGACACCAGUCUGGAGAGGGAAAAGGACAGACAGAGGAUACAAACUAUUAACACAGACAGAAGUAGCACCACCACGCAGCCAAUGCUCCCUGAGAGAGACAGGACCAGCCAACUGCAAACCCUGAACAAUCAACCGACAGGAAGGGUUAACCAAUCAGGUGGGCCGGGGACUCUGGAGCGUUUAAGCCGCCAGUUGAACACAGUCAACAGUUUGGACAGAGGGAGACCGAUCCACCAGGUGCACUCUGCGAAUACUUUGCUAGGAGAAAGGACUGUGCAGUCACGCACUUCCUCUAGUUUGGAGCGCAGGUCCAACCAAGGUGGCGCCGGAAACAUGACAUACGCGCAGUCGCGGAACACGUCGAGCCUGGACAGGCAGAAGGCUAACCAAUCACGCACCGUGAACACUUUGGAGAGGACAAAAGCCAACCAAUCAGGUGUAAGUAGUGGAACUUGAUUGUCACAUUUGCUGUGUGUGAAGACGGCAAAGGGACAGGUGCACUUGCAUAACCGCGGGAAGAUGGCUCUGUUGGAAUGAAUCGAGUGUUUGGGGAUGCUUGCAAAAAAAAAAACGUGAUAACUGACGCCACUGGGGUUCGCUUGCUUUAAAAAAAAAGAAAAGACGACACACUAUUAACAGGUAUUAACUGACACCAUUGCUUCCUGCAACCUAAUACUUUUCCCACACACAUCAGAAUUAUCUCCAUUCUUUAAAAUGACACCUUUAACCGCAGGAGCUCCAUGAUAACAUGUCUCCACGAAACCAUAAAUGAGAUGAAUUAUUUUGUGAAGCACAGGAAGACAUGACGUACAAGAGCACAGAAAGUGUUAAGAAAAAGUUAGCCCAGCUCUGAAUAUACAUAUAUAUACUCACAGUGCCAGCAGUUGGUCAUACAGAUAAAGAUGUAUAGCAAAUUGAUUUUAUUUUAAAGUAAUAACGUCCCGAAAAUGUGAAACCCGGAGAAAGAUUAACACUUUCCUUAAGAAAUCCACUUAAUGUUUCCAUAGAUUUUUUUUUUUUUAAAGCCUCUUUUAAUUUGUUUUUUCCCCCCAUUUUAAUUUAGCACAAAGUCUCUCACUCUUCUCAUCCUCAAAUGUGGUGAAGUUGAAAAGGCUUUGAGAUGGUAAUUUCCUUUCGUUGAUUUGACGGAUUCCACAUAAAAAGCAGGGGACGCCGAGGCAGAACUUGACAGGACCAAAAAAAAAGAAAUUAUAAGUGUAAAAAAAAGUGUGGUAAAAUCCUUAUACACAUUAGGAGGAGUAUUUCUCCUGUGAACACAGUCUCAUAAUGACUUCUGUGACUUUAGAAAAUAACCCCUGCUCACACCAUUAGAGUUUGGAGACGGCACAACUUUAUAACAGAAAAAAAUCUGCAUUGGGACUGUGGACGUCAGGGAGAGUGUAAUAAAAAAAGAAAAUCCUACUGGGAAAUCCAUCGCUUUUGGACUAUGACCCAUUCUAGAGACUAAAAACCUCAAUAUCUCUGCCGCUGCUGCUUUUCUGUUGACCUUUUUCUUUGUCCAAUCUGUCUCUUGUGAGAACUUUGUGCAAGUGCAAUGCUAAAUCACUGCAGCAGCAGCCCUCUCCUCUGUGUGUGUGUGUGUGUGUGUGUGUGUGUGUGUGUGUGUGUGUGUGUGUGUGUGUGUGUUUUGAAGCAAACACAUGCUGACCCAUCCCAUUAGCACCGCUUUGAAUUUUUAAUGUGGCCACAGUGGCAAAAAGCCACGUGUGUGUGAUUGCUGUUUGUUUGUGUGUCUGUAUUUAAAAUUAUCUCCAUUAGUCAACGUGCUGUAGUUACUGUGGCCGACCACAGGGUGGUUACAUAAACUGUUUCGGCCAUCUCAUAAUAAUUUUAUGGCCCAAUAUUGUCUUUGUAUGGGAACGUGCAACCACAAGACUAAAUCUCAAAGAUAGUUCAAGGAACCAAAUCACAAAUAGUUGAAGGAAUACUUCACCGAUUUGCAUUUAGCUUUGUAUUACUAGAAUAGGGGUAGUAUUUUUGGAAAAUUGUACUUCCCAACCUCAGUUUCCCCUGAGUCGAGAAAUAUCUUUUUUAGCAGUCUUUUUUUUUUUUGUUACAUGCCCACCAGUGACACUUGGUCCAAGGCUUGCAACUGCAACGCUCAUUCUGCACUUUUUAGACCCACUCGUAGGGGGACAGGACCUCAUUCCCAGAAUGUAAACAGUGUCCUCCAUCUUUGCUAACAGGUUACGCUACAUUCAUUUGUAGCAUAAGGUUAGUUACCCUACAUUUCCACAAUGUAAACAGUGUCCGCCAUCUUUGCUAACAGUUAUGCUAACAGGUUACACUACAUUCAUUUGUAGCGUAAGGUUACAGUUACGCAACAUUUCCACAAUGUAAACAGUGUCCGCCAUCUUUGCUAACAGUUAUGCUAACAGGUUACACUACAUUCAUUUGUAGCGUAAGGUUACAGUUACGCAACAUUUCCACAAUGUAAACAGUGUCCGCCAUCUUUGCUAACAGUUAUGCUAACAGGUUACACUACAUUCAUUUGUAGCGUAAGGUUACAGUUACGCAACAUUUCCACAAUGUAAACAGUGUCUGCCAUCUUUGCUAACAGUUACGCUAACAGGACCAAGUGUCACUGGUGGGCACGUGACAAAGAAAAGAAGGAAGAUAUUUAACAUGUGCCAUUGCUGUGGAUUGAAUUUUGAGUAUAGCAACUAAUCCCUCGUCAGUGACUGUACGCGCAUGAAAUCACACAAUAUUACACAGGUUUUGCACUUUACGAGCAUCUUGCAGUUCAGGGCGAACUCUUGAGUGCGACCUCAUGUUGUUUUGGUUUUUCCUAUGAUUAAUAAUCAUAAAAGCAGAUAUACACUGUUUCACUGUUUACACUUGGGACACGCAGUCAGUCGGUCGGUCAGUCAGUCAGUCAACCAUCAGAAGGAGCUGCAUCCCCCCCACUUCCCGUGGCUAUGGAAGCUGCCGUGUAUGUAAAUGGAGGGUUUUGUUCCAGCAAAAUCACAAAUAAGUUUCAGCAGUUGACUUUUCAGCAGUUGACUCACAAAGGAACAGUAAAUGAUGGAAGCUGCUUUUUCUUUUUGCUUUUUUUGUCCUGCUGGACUCACAUACUGUAUCUCUUCAGCAGACCCUUUUCUGACAUCACUCCAGCUCGACACGCUGAAAUAUCACAAAAAUACAAGAGACUCUUGUGUAUCUCUGCUUUUCAAACGAGUGGUGUGGGUUUCACAAAACAAAAGAACCUUAGGAUUCUGUGAUGGUACUGAGGAACAUUUAAAUGUUUCAAAAACCUUUGCUGUGGUGUGACGGUGUGUGGUUGUGUUCACACGCCACGGUGUCUACGAGGAGAAGAAAAAACAAAUAUUUUAGAUCUUUAUUGAGAAUGACCUUGUGGUACUGGAUAUUUAAAGAGAUAAUUUUAAAUUUACCCCUUAUUAAAAGACAAAUGUAUCCGCAUAUUAUUGAAUUUUAUCAUAAAUGAUCAUUCUCAUGUUUUGAAAUAAAUAUUUAUA
This is a messenger RNA of Solea solea (common sole), 7621 nucleotides long. RefSeq names its product glutamate receptor, ionotropic, N-methyl-D-aspartate 3Ba (gene grin3ba). The record is from RefSeq and is a predicted model, not a curated record. NCBI's taxonomy places the organism in Eukaryota, Metazoa, Chordata, Actinopteri, Pleuronectiformes, Soleidae. Gene Ontology annotation, molecular function: NMDA glutamate receptor activity; transmitter-gated monoatomic ion channel activity involved in regulation of postsynaptic membrane potential. Gene Ontology annotation, biological process: modulation of chemical synaptic transmission; ionotropic glutamate receptor signaling pathway; monoatomic ion transport. The transcript has 12 exons. Gene Ontology annotation, cellular component: postsynaptic membrane; plasma membrane. The coding region runs from base 558 to 4580 and encodes 1340 amino acids.